Geodia barretti is the source of this 5587-nucleotide messenger RNA. The record is from the annotation of a GenBank genome assembly. NCBI's taxonomy places the organism in Eukaryota, Metazoa, Porifera, Demospongiae, Tetractinellida, Geodiidae.
AUGGGCAAGAUUCACUCUCUAUCUGUCCUUCUUGUCUCCCCAGCAGGUAGUGGAGUGCAGACCGUGUCUCCAGCCUCCACCCCUCCCUCCUCCGCUUCCCCCUCGGUCGUCACGGGAUACGCGGCAGCCUCGUUUGCCCAGUUGCCGGGGGGACUGAUGUACCCUCUCUCCUCCCUCAACAUGCCUCUCCUCAUGCAGACAGACUCCACCCCCAAGAAAGGUGUAACUGGUGGUAAGAGAAGAGGCGACUCAUCCUCGGUGGCAGAUUCUGAUGACGCCAAACGAUCCCGGGUAUCCACGGCAACGGGGGGGCCCCAAUCGGCGGGGUCGUCAUCGUCCCCCUCGCCCCAACCUCCGUUACUCCGCCCCACUCCACAUCGCUCCCCUGUCAUCAAGUACAACCUGCUGCCUUACAACAUUGGUGGAGCCACAGUUGUCGCAGGAGCGGUGCCGGGGCAACAGGCCACACCCACCUCGUUAACCCAGACAGUUAUUCUCUCCAUUACUCCCAACACGACUGGUGCCGUAGGAACCGCCCGUCUCUCCCCUCACCCCACCCUCGUACAAGCCACGCCCCCUAGCUCCACCCCCUCGACUCCGCCCUCCUUCCCCACUGUCACACCCUCCCUCUCCUCCUCCUCCAUUCCUCCAAAUCUCCUCAUCACUAUACUGCGAUGUUUUGGGCCUCUUCAGGUCCCUUCCUCCAUACCAGUUAAUCAACUGGUGAUCUCUGACCUUCUGUCCGACCUCUACCGAUCCUCCUACCACACCACCUCUGAGAUCUCUGGGAACCUAUCUCCUGAGAGCUGUGCCCUCCUCACCAUCGCCUACCUCUCCUCCCUUCGCAGGGGAGAGAGGGUGUGUGUGGAGAGUCUCCAUACCAUGCUCAAGUACGCCAGAACGGGGGAAUCGGAAUGGCUCCAGUACUACAAGAGGCACAAGAAGAUGUCCGAAUCCACGUUUGUUCAGUCACAGUUGAUGCAUCUCUCCCGAAUAUCUGUCUACCCUGCACUCGGCCGUGUUCGCGUCAUGAUCUCCAACGAGCAUCUGGCACAGGGGAUCACCCUGACCAUUAAGAACCUCACCCAGCUGGUUGCCAUGACGACCGAGGCCCUCCCGGACUUUGUGGUAGUGUUGGCCGUCCGUGGCAACGUGGGGGUGGAGUUUUGUGUCCUCGUCCUCGAGCCCCUCCUCUCGCAGCUAUUGCUACGCCAACAGAAAAACAGAUGGCGUCGACUGGCACACGGAGUGUUGAAGAAGUCUGGGAGUGCAUCUGUUGGUGGUGCCAUGGAAACGACGGCAGGGGGAAACCCCUCUUCGUCAGCAGAGAUUGAAAUUGAGAAGAGACUGCUAGUUACACUGAGGAGACUCCAGAGAGGGCUGAAGGGAGAAGUCCACAUUCCGUUCCAGGAACCUGGGAAUGGGAACGGAACCAUAUCACCGUCGAGGGCGGAGGUAAUGACCCCUGUGACCCCUCACGUGAUCGAGCAUAAGCCCGGGGGUCCGUAUGGCGAUCAGGUGAGCGUUGCCAUGCACCUCAUGCAGCGGAUCACAGCAGGGGGCGGAGUAAAACUUGAGAAUUUUAGAACCCUCGAUUUCUGCGUCCUCUGCCCCCCGGGGGUUAAUUUCGUGAGGGGGGUGGAGCGAGGAAUGGUGGAGGGGGGACUGGGGGAAUUGGUGAAGAGGGAAGAGGGACAGGAGAGGGAGGGGGGAGGGGCUUUGGACGACAGAAUAAUCCGCUGUUGUGAAGAAGAUUAUGGAAAAUUUUCAAAGUUUCUAAAUGAGAUUCACACACACCAAGAAACGCUCUACGUGGUGGUCGUUGAACACGCUGACAUCACCAGCUCGUUAGUGGGCGACAUGGUUGACGACAGUUCCCAUGGCAACAAGAGGACCGUACAGGGCAGUUGCUAUGGAGAACACAAGAUUCUGCUCGGCCAACCGAACGUUGUGAUGCUGUACGUGACGUCAUUGCCAUACCGACUAGUCACCAAUAGGUUUCUGGUGUCGGCAGCUAAUGAGAUUCAUUGGCCUGUGAGGACCCCAACCAACGAGGCUGGGGGAGAGAGGGAAGGAGAGGUGGAGUUUUGUUGUGUGGGAGGGUUGCCGGGGGCAACGGUGAAGGGGGUGGGGCCUGGCCGAAUUGUGGUGUGUGAAGAUGAAAGAAUGGAGGAGGAGUUUCACUCCAUUGCCUCGCAACUAUGUCCAUCUGCAGACUUCUCUCUCAUCCGUCACCAGCUCCUCCUCAACGACUACGUCUCCGCCCUGUCUGGCCAUGCCCACUCGGGAAGCUCCGCCCACCCAGACACUCAGACUAUAGUCAGAGGUCUGACUGAGGAACCUCUCUCCAGUAGCAGAGGUCGUGGCUCCAUGCUCCUCAUCAGGUCACAUGACAGUCACAUGGGUCAACAGUUCUUCUCCAAGCUCAAGGCCACUCGCGAUGCCCUCGGACUCCAGUUCCGCUUCGAGAUGGUCCUGGACUCCGGCAGAGAAGGUUUAACCCUCUCCCCACACUUCCACCGCCGCGUGCGCAAGACCACGGGGAAGACGGAUUCCAGUAUCUAUGGCAACGGUUGUCUGGGUGACGGUAGUCAUGGCGACAGUUGCCGUGGUGACGACGGGGGUCACGUGACCUAUUCUGAUCUGGAGAAUGUGCCGUGUGUGGUGGUGAUGACGGGGGAAGAGAGACCACACGUCUCUCUACCAAGCUCCCUCAAGUGGGUAGAUCUGAGACUACUGUACCCGUCUGACAUCACGCGCUCCGUGUACGAGUCAGAACUGGCCUGGGCUAAUGGCUACCUGCCCCCCUCCCCCUCUCUCUCCUCCUCCUCCUCCCACCUCAGACAGCCCCACACACUCAGAACCACUUCAGACAAGGACACAAGUAGUCAUCAUUCUGAUGAACAGGAAGUGAUGUCAGAAUCACAUGACCCAGAGACACUGGGGGCGGGGUCAGACGAGGAAGAGGAAGAGGAGGUGAUUGACGUCAGUGACCUGCCGUCCCAGACUCCACCCACUGCUACCAUGACAACCACGGUGGUGAUUGACCCUCCUGAAGACCAGAUGGAGUCUCAGCAGGUGGAGGGAGGGGUGUGGUCUUAUUCCCAGUGUGCCAUUCUCCCAAACCACCACCAGAACAGAACAGAGACCGUCACUUCUCCUCACCUCUCCCUUCCUCAUGUCGACCUAUUUGCUGAUCUAUCAGACUCUGAAAGUGACUCAGAGGACGAAGGGGAACCCCCUGCAAUCACCAGGACCUGCUUGUUGCCACGGCCUUUCUUCCAUAUUUGGACAUCUCGAAACAUACAACAGGCACUUCUGUUGCCACCGGCAACAGGGGUGGAAUGGGCGUCGCCCAGCUCAAAGCAUUCUCGCAGCAGUGGUUCCCAUGGCAACACGGCCAGUAACGGAGGAAGCUCCGCCCCCUCAGGGCACACAGAGAAAGCACGACGACCUCCACUUUUUGAUCCAGACCCCGCCCACCAAACCAGUUACUACAGGAAAUGGAGUAAACCCUGUAAUUCCGUUGCUAAGAAAGCCCUGGACAUGUUGCUACGAGCUACCAUCUCGGGAACUAAACAUCGGUUCCUGCUGACUGGCCCCUCACAGGUGGGUAAGACGGGGGCGUGGCAGUUGUUGGUGAGGUUACUCCAUGACCACCUGCGGUCCUCUCACUCUGUUUCCGUGGAGAUUCCUCCACCCCAACACUCCAUUUUACUCCAGGAAAACUCAUCAGCACCGUCUGGUGGGGCGCAGAGCAGGGUCGUUGCUCCCGGCUACCUAAAGCAGCUGUACCGGGAGUUGCUAGGCAACGACAAGAAGCCCUUCACCAACGCCCCACCCUCUCCCGUCACCUCCAGCACCACCGUUCACACACAAGCCACACCCCCUACGCCAAGCACAACUAUCAUCAGUCUAUCUCCAUACGCGGCACAAGAUAGCAGUCACUCUUGCGCAACUUGCUCGGAGCAUUCUAAAACUUACUCCACUCUCUACAUGCUCUCCCAGCGCCUACCCACGUCAUGUGGCACCGACGUGAUGCUCAGGUGGUAUGUGCCGUCGUCUCUGACAAAGUAUUGCGUAAUGGACAAAGAGCAUCAAGUUCUGGAGCGGCUGUCCCUGCCGACUACACCGGACAGACCGGAUGGAAACUGGUUUGACGAGGUACCGAUUUUCUCUCCCUCAGUUGGACGAGCGUCGUCGGCUCUCUUGAAUUUGAAUCACACUGGGGUCAAAGGUCUCCACGUGGUUGUCACGACGGCGAGUAAGAUGACGUCAUACAUGGGGGCGUGGCAGGAUCGUGUGAUAAUGGCUCUCCCCGACAACCAGACUGUCUGCAAAGGUAUGAUGUACUGUCGACUGAAGGAGUUUCUUCAUCACAACUACAUCAUGAACUGCGAGGCCACGCCCCCUGACACGCCCACUCCGCUCCCUUGGGUCCUCAUAAUGAGCGACAGCUGUGUCAUGUGGAAGAGAGAGGAAAGAGAAGAUCAUUGGAGAUCAUGUGACCUCUCCUUGACUCACGUGCUUCAGUCAUUAUCCCAGAGACUAGGCAAUGCAUCCUCAGAGUAUUCCGCAGUCAGUGUGCCUCAAUGGACACCUCCUCCCUCCCACCCUCCCCUCUCUCACUUUGACCUCAACCACGACUUUCUCCUCCUCAACAUCGCCACGACGACCGAUGUACACUACCACACCCACAGUUACGCCAGUUUCGACACCAAUUUCAAUCUCCAGUUGUUUGUGGGCGGAGCCAGAACCCUUGUCGAUUCAGAUAUAUCCGUCGUUAGGAAACACAAUCCGCCUGGCGAUGAACCUCGUUUGCAUAACAACGUGACUACCGUGGCAACGCCCGAUGUGGACUGUAUUGCCGUGUCGCUACACGAUUCUGUUGCACCCCUCUUUGAUUACCCCGGCCCCUACCUGUUAGAGCACUAUCUACGAAUGAAGUCCCCGGACCUAUUCCCGAGCGCCCGUUCCCCCAUACACCCAGUCCUCAUGAUAGACCAUUAUGUCAACCUUGGACCUUCCACCCACAUCUCCUUCUUCCCCUCCUCCCAACUCCAUGGCGACGACAAACAACAUCAAGACCACACCCCUCUGCCGGAGGUCAAAUUUGGUGGGCUCGUACUCUACCUCUGCGAGGGUCGCGUCUCCAGGCAACAGCUGCAACGACUCCAUUUUGUGGACGGAGCCUGUCUGUGUCUGGUGACAGAAAGUUCAGGGUCCCUGGUGAGGGAAGUGGGGCGACUGGAUCUGGAGGACAGAUGGAAAUUCAGACUGAGGGAUGAGUACAAGACUGCCUGCUACGACUCACCCUCCUCCAAACCUCUCUUCUUUCUCAUUGGUCACUUCGACCAUGAUGUCACCACUCUAGCCUCUCAUUGGUCACUUCAGAAUAUGAAGUCACCACUCUAGCCUCUCAUUGGUCACUUUGGACUAUGAUCUCAUCACUUUUCUUUCUUAUCGUCAGACUGUGAUGUCAUAGUUCUUUGGUCAGUUUGGACUAUAAUGUCAUCACUCACUAGCUUCUCAUUGGUCGGUUUUGACAGCCAGUGAUGUAAUCAUGAUGUCAUGAAAACUGAGCACA